Scaptodrosophila lebanonensis is the source of this 11686-nucleotide messenger RNA. RefSeq lists its product as uncharacterized. Bases 309 to 11372 code for a protein of 3687 amino acids. NCBI's taxonomy places the organism in Eukaryota, Metazoa, Arthropoda, Insecta, Diptera, Drosophilidae. The record is from RefSeq and is a predicted model, not a curated record. Gene Ontology annotation, molecular function: protein binding. The transcript is spliced from 18 exons.
AAAUUGCACAAUACAGUUGCUCUAAGCACUUGUACUUGCCGGCAUUAAUGUGAUAGUCUGUGCCAAGCACGCGCAUUUCCUGGAAAACUGUUUUUCGGCUUAACACACAAAAUGGCGUUUUAAAAAUUUGUUGCUGUUGUGCUCUAGGGCUUGAACUGUUUGUCACGGUACCGCGCACUCAGUUGUUUUCCAUCGUUCAUCGAAGCCACAACAUAACAUUGCCUGUCGGAGAAGCAAAAAUCUGCAAAAGUCUGCCCGAUGCUAAUGUGUGAUGUGAAGACGUCGCACGCCUUUAUCUGUGAUUUGCCAUGGCCGAGAAACAGCGUCAACUGCUGCUGGAUACGUUGAGCAGACUUUGGAGCCAUUAUCUGCAAGCGAGCGAGUGCAACGAUGGACCACAGUCAUCUACUGUCAAGGAGCACUGGCUGUGGCUAUUGCUGUACAACUUUCAGUUUUUAGACGAUGAAACUUUGCAGGACACCAAGUUCAACAGCCUUUUUAAUCUUAUGCCUGAGGAAUUGUGUUCCUAUUUACUGGAGCAAGUUUAUGAAAUUAUCAGUGCAGCUAAGCGCACCACAAAUACAAAUCAAGAAAACGAACAAGAGCCGGAUGUAAACUGCAUAAAAGAGCUCCGCAAGCAACACAACUUAGCACAGCUAAUACUAAGUACUCCCAGUGAUUGCAAUAAAAUCCUAGCCCUACGCACCUUUCUGACCAAUGAGUUGGGCCAACAUUUAUUGGACUUUUUGCUACGGGUGGACAUCAAGCACAUUGCUUCGCAGAAGAGUUUGUGCCAACUAUGUAUAAACCUAUUUCCUGACUGCAAAUGGAGCGAGACAAACUCGCCGCUCCAGCCGCUUACAAGUUUGUCUGAGUUCAUCGUUACUUUUCAUUUAACCACUCAGCGCAGCAAGACGCGUAAGCAACCACAUACAAACCACUCACAGCCACAUCAACAUCAGGAAGUAAAGCAGAAACAUUUGGAAUUAAAGCGCAUCAUAUCAAGCGCGAUUUAUGACGAUUUUGAAGGUUUCAAGAGUGCAAGUAAAUCAAGCGAUGAUUUGGCAUUGCUACUCAUUCAAUUAUUGACGCGCUGCAUCCAUGCCGAACGCGAUCCCAGCCUAAGCGUGGCUGUCCAUAAUUUCGCAUUGGGCCAUUUGUGCACCAGUGUCAAUGAUAAUGAAACCCUUGAUGCUAAUGAUGAGAUCAUCAAGUUUGAAUUGCUGCAAUUGAUUACCCAUUGCGUGAACAACUUCUAUGCGCAUGAGUUGCCACCCAAUGUUCUAGACUUCAAUGGCAAUUUCAGUCAGCUGCUAUACGCUUUAGCGGCAAAUAGACGGAGCGUCAUGUUGUCCCAUGGAAUUUUGUACAUUAUGUUUGGGACGCUGCACAAUCUGGUUGAGUUGCUGAGCGCGCAACAGGAACAGGAUGCGGUUAAGUUGUCCCAGAUCGAUGCCAGCAACUUCGAUGCCUGUUUUGAUGUCUUGCUUCAGCUACUACAGCCAUCGGCAUUAGCAGCUUUAUCGGAAAAAACCUUGUCGGCACAGCAGCUACUCUUUCUUCACAUAUAUAAGAUUUUGCUGCGCCUCACUGACAAUCUAGCGCGUCACGAACAGCAGUUGCAGUGCAUCAUGGAGAGCAGCAGCGUGUCGGGCGCGCAAUUAAAACAACAGCCGCCACGUCACAAACGCCAUCACAUGCGGCAAUUGCAUUGCACUGGCAAUUCACUGAGCUGCUACUUUCAGGGCAAACUCUACCAACUGGUGCCUCUGUUAUGCCAAGAACUUCAGGAGCUUUCAGUGAGCAGUUUGCACCGCUCCGGCAGCUGUUGCUGUCAUUACAAUGCUGCCAACUAUGCUAUCUGCCUGAGACUGGCCACACAGCUAUCGGGCAGCUAUCAAAAAAGUGCCUAUAAAUUUCUGAACCUCAACGUACUGCACACAAUAUUCGUACGCGCCUUCACCACCUCAUCGUUGAAAACACGCUCCGCGCUAAACUGCGUCAGUUGUGAUGAGAAACUAAAGUCGCCACAAUUCCACCGGGAGUUGCUACAAAUUUAUAAGACCAAUUUUGAAACACGCAUAGCUGCAUCAACAUUGGACACCAUUUCGAUGCUGCUGUUCCUCAAGCAUCUCAAGCACAUAUCGUAUUUGUUGACAUACGAUUUGGCGGCGGGUAUUUUGGCUGAAGUAGUGCUGCCGAUAUUUCGUCACUAUAAGACGCUUAGCACAAGCAUCGCCAGAAAAGUAAAAGGCAAUCAAAAGCUGCCGCCAUUACAUCUGCCCACUGAGAAUGACAAUCAGCGCGCUCUACACGAAUGCCUCAGCAUAUUUGUGAUGUAUUUAAGUGAUAUACGUCUGGUGAAGGCCUUUUACAACGAAGAAAACAUCCGACAUAUGGAAGAUUUGUUAAGCGUACCAGAACUGCAGCGCGGAGUUUGCGAUCUCAUUAAGGUGGGCAUUGAUAAUAUUGCAUUUCUGGGCGAAAAUAGUCAUGAGCAGAUAGUACUGAGUCGUCGUCUAAUACAAUUACAAUUAAAUAGCAGCAAUCGUGCCGCACAGCUAUUUCAUGCGCUCCUGCAACGAUGCAGCAAGCAGAUACCGUCGAGCAAAUGGCCCAUUUUCUGGUUAGAUGAGUCGCAGAUGCGUACACAGACGCUGCUGGAGGGUCACAAACCUGCCGAUAUACUCUACAUAACUACCUUACAGUGGACACUCAAUUAUGAGCUGCUCAAGACUAGUCAAUUCUUUUACAAUGAGUUUGCCAAAAUUUAUUCGAUACCUCUGACUGAUAACGACUCGGAAAUGGAGGUGGAGGAACAGGAACUGGAGCAGUCACCUAAGCUGAGACAUGGCGAUAAGACGAUCGUCGAUAUACUCAAAUUGAACUACAAUGCAUUGAGUUGUUACCUUCUGCUACCCACGGCCGCAUUGCGCGCAACCACAACGACGCCUGCAGCGACGCCAACUCCGAUGACGCCUCUACCUAUGAUCAAUGGCGGCAUCUGUACCUCAAGUUCAUUGGGAAUGCUCAUCUCGCCAUCUACGCCGUUGCCUACAUUCAGUGCGCUGUCAAUCUCCACAACGAACGCAACAAAUUCGCUUGCUGAUUCUACGCUCAACUACGCCUCUAUUACCGACAACUAUGCGCCCGACGCUCACUCUUUUCUGAAACGUCUUCAAGCCGUCGGUGAAACUGACGAGAGCAUUGUGCUCUUCGAUAUACGCGCCAACAACAUAGCCAAGAGUAGCAACAAGAAGCAGACUAACUCGCAGAAUAACAUCCGCAAAAACCACAGAGACAGCUUCGACUUUGCCAGUGACCCAUUUAGAGAGCCGGCGAAGACAUGCAACUUGGUGGCGUCAUCACAAGAUGACGUUGCCGCUGCCAGUCUUAUUGGCAGACUUUUCAACAUUGUCGGCGCGUUCUUCGGCGGCAGUCGCGCCAACAGCAACGAGUCGCUAGCACCGCACAUUGAUGCGGAUCUACUGUGUCUUUUCGAACCGAGUGGCGAUUGCAAGAAGUUGCUACUAAAACUCUUCGAAACGACCAUGGCCAUUUGCAUCAAGGGAUACCAAAAUGAGGAAGUGGAGAAGAUGCAGAAGCAUCUGCGGAAACUAAAGUCCAUUCUACUGAGCAAUGCGAGCGACAAUUGGAAGGAGCAUAGCGAGCAGCACGCCCGAGAUAAUACAAUAAUGCAGGCGCUGCAAACCCUACUCAAGAUUGCUGAACUCUCCAACACACACCACGAGCCAGCGGCCAUUGUCAGCAGCAGCGAUCUAAACACGGCCGGCACAUCUCCGUCAGCAACUACACAGGCGACACGUCCACGUGCCCGUUCAUUCAACAGCGGCAGCAACUGCGCCGGCGUGGAGCUCCCCAAGCAGCAACAGCUUUCACAAUCCCACUAUCUCCUCCGGCCCAGCACACAGCUGCCGGCCAAGAAUGCUAUGGCCACGCCGCCCACGCCCAGACGUCCUAUUUCGGGAGAAAGCGGUAACGAUGUGGAUUAUUUCUCAACGCGUGCGUCGCUCGUAUGUGCCGCGGAUAGCGAACUGGAGUUCAGUGAGAACGACCAGGAGUAUUAUCUAACUGCUGAUGAGGGCUAUGAAGCUGAUGGCGAAAUACACGAGAUGAGCGAAUCCGAGUGCGAGAUGAACGGGGCCGAUAAUGGCGGCGGUAGCGGUGGGAAUAACGCCGACAUGUGGCAUUCAUUUCAGCCUUCAUCCCGCUAUCGCACGCACAUCAUGCAUGAAGGCUUAAGUCGCCUAGUUGUCGAAAUACUCAUCGAACUGUCUAUGCUGUGCAUGCGCAACCCCAUCGGUUGGACAGAGAGUCUCACCCAGCUGGCUAAUCGAUUGUUUGUCAUACGUGAUUCGCUGGGCGGUCCUUUAUGCCUGCUACGAGGAUUUGCGCCUCUCUUAAGAUGUAAUGAUGCGCGCCUGAGAGAACUGCAACACUCCAUAUUGGAGCUGAUCACCCAUCUAAAUACACCCGAUGUUUUGCAGUGUUUCUUCAGCAUCAUGGCCUCCAAGCAACCACCAAUGGACAUACUAAUGAAGUACUUGCAUCACAUAACGUCAGGAUCGCUGCGCAAGGUACAGCCCUGCAUGGAAUUGGAAUUUCCACUCAUCAUUGACGGCAAAAUAAUUGGCACUGCUGAUCGUAACAUCAGCACUCAAAUCGAUCGAGUUCGCAACUAUCAUUUGCAGUGUCAAACGACGACUCUCUUCACACGGGCGCCCAUUAUUGUUCCGGUUACCCAUACACGCCUUUGGCAUAGCGAAGGUCUAACAAUAUCACUCUGGCUGGAGUUAAAGGGUCAACAGUUCCAUCGCAGCUGUACGCAAUUGAAUGACGAUGACACACGAUGUUCUGGUGAAGAUUUGACGAAAUCCCACAUUGUGUCGAUAGGCACUAAUCAAGCGAUGCUCAGUAUUUACAUAAGCAACAACAUGCAACUGGUAUUUGAAAUGGUCAAGCCCAAUGAGCAGUUACCCAUGCGCAAUUCUGCGAUGGCUGAGGAGCCCAUGGAAUUAAACUCUCCUCAGUCACCGCAACAACCACAGCCCGAUGAGCAAACCUUGAAUGCUAAUAACAAUGGCUUUCGUCAAGCUCUCAAACAAACUAAAAUGGCUUUGCUCAAUAGCAUUGGUCAGAUGCACUUUCUCAAUGGUAUUCAUGGAACGCAUGGCGAUGGCAACGAUGGCUGUGCUUAUUAUGAAGGGGCUAGCGUUGAAUUUAAAUAUUUGCGAUUGCCACGUAAUAAAUGGACACAUUUGCUGUUUGCGAUUGACAAUCAAGCUGAUAGUCUGUCCAUUGGCGUGCACAUGGAUGGUCUGGAGCAGCAUACAGUGGUGUUACCUUUCCAGAAUUUUCGAGUGGCCACACGCUCACACAGCUUUCAAAUGCUGGCCGUUGGCGAUGGGGUUGCGGCGCGCACUGGGACUGUCAACAACAACAGCCACAAUAAUUCGAACUACUGCAAUGAAUCGCGCUCCACUUUGGACGGCUGUGCGCCCCGCUAUAGUCUCGCCAAUUUGAUGCUAUUUAAGCGCAAACUCAAAGAACGCGCCUGUUUGCUUAACUUGACCGCCAUGGGACCGGACUUUACAGAAUUCACACAGUGUCAGGUGGCCAAUUGGAAGCCCAACUAUGGGUACUUAAAUUUGAGCAAGCUCAGCACGCCUAGUUUCGGCAACUUUGCAGAAGCUAUGAAGCUGUUAAGGCAGGCACGCGUUCUAGUCUACACAGCCCAAAACCCAGAACUGGUCAUGGGCUAUGACGCAAGCCAGGAACUGGACAAUGCUAACUACGGUCAGCCGUUUGGACAUAUUCUGUAUGGUGAGCUGUUGCAGCAACAACUACAAACACUACAGACGGCUACAAUGCUUUCCGGUGGAUUGCCUGCAAUGCUGUAUCUAUUUGCGAGGGUUGUCGAGGUCAGCAGCAAUGCCAAUACACAGGCCUUAGCCUUGAACCUACUACUGCACGUUGCGCAUUCAGAUACCCAACUCUACACGGAGUUUCAGCGGCAGGACUACAUGAGCCUCAUUGGCUAUGUCAUCAAAUCGGAACGCUGCUCCAAGGAUGUGUUGCUGUUGCGCAGCAUUUUAAACAAUGCCUGCUCACAAACGCUGAUUAACCGCAAGGGAGAUACGCUGCAUGUGGUUGAGACGACGAUAGCCACUUUGGUUUAUCCACAGCUGCUACUCGCCGUGCUGCAACGCUAUUCGGAUUGGCAUCGCUCUGGCGCCGAUCAUUCUGAUGUGUUGGAUAUGCUGUUUCGUAGCAUAUUGGCGCUCACUCGCGACAAGCAUCCGCAUCGCGACUUCAACAUGGAGCAAUUGCUAAAGGCAGGCCUAUUGCGUUCGCUGCUCAAUUUGUGCAAGGUUUAUGUGAUUGAGUCGCCCAAUCCUGUGCAUAUUUCAAAAUAUGCUGCCGAAUGCUUUGUACAAAUUCUGGCUGUCUUUGCCGGUUCACCGCCAUCGCCUUCACUUCUAGACGAGAUAAUGAAAUUGCUAUUGUUGUUGCAGAAGCCCAGCGAGUGUUAUGUUACCCACGAUCGCGCCAACUUUUACUUUUUGCUGACGCCACAACCUCCCGCACGAGAACGCUCUCUGGUGGCUGCCAAUUUGAGUCGCGUAACGACACCCUUUCGACGAAAUCCACUGCGUGCACAUCCGGGCGUGGCGCAACCAGCUCAAACCCCUGAUAUUGAUGCCCAAAGAGCGGAGAGGAUUAAGCGCUUACGUCGUCUGCAUGCAUCCGGAUCUGCCUACAGGCGCGCUAUUAACGAAUUCGAGGAGAAUUUGGAGAAUGUUGCAGACUGUUCAAAUUUAAAUAAGUCGGCUUUACGUCUGCUCAGUCCAGUGGAAGCGACGCGGUGGCGUCUGAAAUUCAAGCGUCAUCGAGGUUCCCAAUCCAGUCCAAAGAGCCACAGUCCCAAGAAGAUAGCCCGUCGUCGCGUGCAUGUGAAUACGUCGAGAACAUGGCAGCCUUCUAGUCAUAGCACGCCUUCAGCUAGCAACAACCACCACUCUGGUCAGAAACUAUCAGCUCAUCAUACGCUGCGGCACCCUGUUAAAACUGACUUCUACGAUUCAAUGGGCAUCAUCACAUUGCAGCGCGGUCUACUUACCCUGCUUAAGGACUUCCUGUGCCUGCUACCAGACUCGGCUGUGGACGAGGUGCUCAAACACUAUGUACGGCUCGAAUUCUUAUUGGUACUGUCCAAUCACCAGAGCUCUUCCGUCCGCACAGCGAUAAUAAGACUACUAUCAGCACUAACACAACGUCUAGCGCCCAGUGAGCUGCUCUCGGCUACCAAGCAACUUUAUCCCUUACAUCUGGCCAAUCAACUUACGAUACACAAUAGUGACGAGCAAAUGUUUGAGGCAUGCGUAGCCUGGGUCAGUGGCAUUCCUGGAAAUUUGGACACCUUUCUAAACUGUGACACCAAGCUGUGCAUACGUCAACGCUUUGGCAUCCAGGCUGUGGUGGCCAUUGCCAUGAAGAACAAUAAUUGGGGCAGCGAGGACCGUGUUUUUAAAACCCUACAACGCUUGUAUCUGCAUAAUCCCAACGAGCAGCAAAAUAUCAUCGAAGCUGGACUGCUUCAAUGCGCUGUUAAAGCCUUGCAUAAUAUAUAUUCGCUACGUCUCAGCGCAACGAACAUGAAUCAGGAUCAGGCCAUAGUCGAACUUCUGGGCAGUGUUGGCGAGAUAUCUCUUAAGUCUGUGGGACAAAUCAAUAUCGUGUGGGACAUAUUGAAUAUGCUCACAUUUUAUCAGGACAAGCAACCACCGCUGAUUGUUCGCAGUUUUCGUGCCGUACAGGCGCUUCUUCAGCUCAACUGGCUCAACAUGUUCUUCGUGCCGACGAACGUGCCUUGGAGCUAUCGGGUGACCACGCUGUCGGACUGCGCCCUUAGUCUGGCCGAAUGUCGCACGCGACUCGAGCUGCUGGUCGAUCGAUGUGCGCAGUAUUUUACAGCCAGCAAUUGCGACGCCAACUAUGUGGCAAGUGUACCGGAAUUGUCGCUAUUUGAGCUGCUCGUUUCCUAUGGGAUUUCGACCAAUCAGCGCUGCAAUAAUUUUAUAGCUUGGGGUCUGCAGCCGUCGCGACCGCGUGAAUUGCGCGCCUUUAUUGUGGACGCUCUAUGGAUCUCUUGUCAGGAUGACUCUCAACCCGCAAUUAUUUGCGAUGGCAAGAUGAUUAAGGCGCUGUUGUGGCUUAGCUUAUUGGAGGAUUUGGUGGAGCCAAUUGCCAAUUUGCCACGCUUGUGUCAAGUGUUGGGCAUCAAUGAGCACGACUCUACAUGGAAUCUGGAGCACGAAUUGGAGCGCAUCGAUGUGAAUCGUAGUAAUAUAUCGGCUAAGCAGAAAACAUUGCUGGAAAAGACGAUAUUUAAAUUUGAAGUGCUGGUGCAGCACAGCAUUGAAACAUCGAUGGUCACAACGCGACGUGUAGCCGAACUGCAGAAUGCUGAACGUAAGCUUCUCAUGUGCCACAUGAAGGACUACGAUGAUACAUAUACAUACAACAAAUGGUUGGAGAUCAUAAGACGGAUGACCCACGAGGGUGCACCCUGGUAUUCCAGCGAACGUGCCGAGUGCUCCUGGGAAUUGGAUGACACGGAAGGACCAUCGCGCGUUCACACGCGCCUCAGACGUUGUCAUUUGGAUAUUCCUAAACGUUUCUUUAUGACCGAGUAUCGCGGGCAGUCUCGGGCUUGCUCUGACGAAUCGGAUGCUCAUGUUCGUCCGCUGGAUUAUCUUAUUAGCAGCUACGAUCAGCAACUGAACAUAUCGCUUAACUCACAUAUACUCUACAAUUUUCCCGCCAAGUUGCUACCCAUUGAUGGGGAGAUUGACGGAGAAAUCAUUAUAACCGAUCACAAGCUUUACUUUUUGGCCACAUAUCGUUGUAAAUACUUUAACGUGAACUGUGAUAUUGCAAACAUUACGGAAAUCUGGCUAAAGCGCUACCAGCACCAGGAAAAGGCUUUUGAGAUAUUUCUCGACACGAACAAAUCGUUACUCUUCUCAUUGCAAAAUGCCGACGACUGGAAGAUAAUGUGCGACGUAUUCUGUGAUAAAAUAGUGACGACGCCGGACAACGGCAAGGUGCUGGCCAUUACUCAACAAUGGCGCGAGGGUCUAUUAACCAAUUGGGAGUAUCUGAUGACAUUAAAUCAAAUAGCCGGACGCACUUACAACGAUCUCAUGCAGUACCCGGUAUUUCCCUGGGUAUUGUCCAAUUACAAAUCCGACUUUCUCGAUUUGUGUGAGCCACAAAACUUUAGACGUCUGGCGCGACCCAUUGCAGUGCAGUUGGAGGAGAACGAGCAGCACUACAUUAACAACUAUACCUAUAUCAACAACACCAAUACAAAUAUGGGAUCUUUAAUACUGAAGCCAUACCACUAUAGCUCUCAUUAUUCGAACUCUGGCACGGUUUUACAUUUUCUGGUGCGUGUACCGCCCUUCACCACCUACUUUCUGCGAUACCAAGACAACAAUUUUGAUUUGCCAGAUCGCACAUUUCACGCACUGAGCACUACCUGGUGCCUGGCUAGCCGGGACAGCCCCACAGACGUUAAGGAGCUCAUACCAGAAUUCUUUUGCCUGCCCGAGAUGUUUGAAAAUUUUGAACGUUUUAACUUCGGCUUGCGACAAAAUGGUGAACGCGUCGAGGAUGUUCUGCUCCCAAAUUGGUGUCAAAAAGAUCCUCGACUUUUUGUGCUCAUACAUCGUCAAGCGUUGGAAUCGGAACUGGUGCGCAAUAAUCUCCACCAUUGGAUUGAUUUGAUUUUUGGUUACAAGCAAACUGGUGAGAGUGCCGUAGAAGCCAUCAAUGUAUUCCAUCCAGCAACCUAUGCCGUCUUUCUGGAGUCCGAAAUCAGUGAUCCCAUUGAACGUGAUGCUGUGCAUACCAUGGUGAAGACGUAUGGUCAAAUGCCACGCCAACUCUUUAAAUCGCCGCAUUCAGCAACUAAGGCAAUGGACUACUCGUUAGUGGACAAGCCCAUUGUGUCGACUGUGAAAGGACUUCGUUGGGGUGUCUAUGUUGGUUCACCACAGCUUAAGGCACAACCCUCACUGGCCGACAUUCGCAAAAUACCUGGCACCGAACGCCUAGUUAGCUUCAGCAAUACGAAUGUUGUGUAUGCAUUGCCUGCUCGUGCCUUCGUCAUGCAAGGUGCCGAGCCAGAUACAUACAAUGUGGUAUCCUGGGGCUACGACGACCGUCUAGUGCGUAUUCAGCCUUUAAACAAGCCUCAGGCGAAGCCCAAAAACCUGCUCCACAAUGGCAACUUUGAUGACAUCACCGCCUGUGGCUGCGAUGUUAACUGCAAUCAGUUAUGGCUGGGACAUAAGUCCGGACGCAUCAGCGUUUACAAAUGUUCGAGUGGUGUGGAAGCGCAACAGCGAGGCAACGGCACCAAGAGCCGUCAGAGUUAUGUACGCCUUCGCCUAUCUUACAACUCCGCCUUUCGUAAAAUGACUACGAAAAGUGUGGGAAAGGUCGAAACGGAACUGGAUCAUGACACUAGUGUGGGUGGUGGUGCUGCUGGUGCUGGCAUUGGCAUGUCAGCAUCUUGCGUUUCAUCUGUGGGAAGUACUUUGAGCAACAGCGAUGCCCUGCAACGUGAUGGCGCCGAUCUGAGCUGGGUUGGACCCACUGUGUUGGUGAGACAUUCGGAUGAGAUCACUUGCAUUACGCUCUCUGUGGAAUUUAAAAUUGCCGUGACUGCUGGCCGCGAUGGUAUUGCCGUCAUUUGGGAUCUCAAUGACUGGAGUUAUGUUCGCACAAUAGCGCGACCUGCCGAAAUCCAUCAGUCGCCGAUCACACACAUUGCCAUCAGUCCUACCUUGGGCGAUAUUGUCACCGUGCACACAUUGCCGCACCAAAGCGCAGAUACCGUUGAUGCGGCAGCGCAGUCUCCGCCCAGGAUGGCGGCCGAUGAAUGCUUCGAAGUGACCGAAGAGAGUCUCGAUGAUUUCGUGAAUGUCAACGUCAAUCCCAACGGUAAAUCCAUCCUACGCUUGCACUCCGUCAAUGCCCAUUAUGUACAGCAUUUGGUGCAUGAGGAUCGCAUACAGGCCGUUUGCUAUUCAUAUAUCAAGGAGGGCGUGGGAGUGAAUGUGAUUGCCACAGCCGUGGAGGGCGGAUUUGUACGCUUCUGGUCCAGCUGGGAUCUAAGCUUUGUGGGUGAACUUGUCACGGGCAUCGCACCUAUCAAAAGCAUCACAUACUCUACACAUCAGCACUUGGUGGUGCUCACACGCGAUUCUCACAUACAGGUUUGGGAAUCGGAAGGACUAUAUGGAAAUGCCCCAAAAUUUCCGCAAAUCGUGUAUAAGUAACAGCAUAGUGAACAACAAACAUUUAUACUCUUAACGCUAGCAUAUCAAUGACAGACACAUAAUGUUUCUGGGCUGCUGAAUCAAACAUAUUGAAUGAAUAAAAUAGAUCGGUAUUGUUAAGUUAUUAGCUUUAAGUAAAUAGUGCUGGAACUUCAAAUAUUUGUAACGGACAAAUUCUGUUUUAGUUUAGAGCCCGAAUGGUUAUUGCAUCAAUACCUGUGCUGCCUUGAAUUGUUAAUUAUAUCAAUAUGGAAAAAAGUUUUCGUUUGCCAAAUGUAAUUUCACAACUUUUCUAUUAAAUGUUUUAAACAAAA